Messenger RNA from Misgurnus anguillicaudatus (oriental weatherfish), 4635 nucleotides. RefSeq names its product SMEK homolog 1, suppressor of mek1 (Dictyostelium) (gene ppp4r3a). NCBI's taxonomy places the organism in Eukaryota, Metazoa, Chordata, Actinopteri, Cypriniformes, Cobitidae. Gene Ontology annotation, molecular function: protein phosphatase activator activity. Gene Ontology annotation, cellular component: nucleoplasm; protein phosphatase 4 complex. The record is from RefSeq and is a predicted model, not a curated record. Gene Ontology annotation, biological process: protein dephosphorylation; DNA damage response.
GGCCCUGCGCCUGCAGCACAGGAAACCCCGUAGCGGCUUUCUGAGGGGACCCAAGAUGGCCGAAUCUUUACAGUGGGGCUAAUAAUUACUUUUCUUCAAGACGCUGCUAUUUCAUGGUGCUCGACGGUCGCGCUGACAAUUUAACGUCCCGGAAAGUAAAACGAGCGAGUCUAGUUGAAUAGUUGAGUCGGAAAAUGUUGAUCUUUGUGUGAAAAGACUGGCUGGUCCCUACGCGGCCCUUAGCCAGAAUAUGGCGGAAUACUUGGUGAAAAUAUAGCUUAGCUUAUUAUGAACGCGCCAUUUUAUACACGACUCUCCACACAUUUUCAUUGAACGCGUUCGAGUAUAAUGAUCAAAUAACGCUGUCGGUACGUCUUUGGAGUUUAUUCGCGUGCGGUUCUCUAAUUUCUGGGUUAAAAUGGCUCGCGCGAACAGAUAGCCGGCUAGCUGAGGUGCUAGCUAAGCUAACCCCGUUUGACUGAAUUAGUCGCAGCGUUAGCUUAGCAGAACUAGCUAAAGUAAGGGGACACGGUGAGAAAUAAACUGCAUUCCUGUUUCUCUUGCAUGCUUUUAAGCCAAUAUCUCACCUUUUCAUCCAUUUUAAAGGCGGAAUAAAGAUUUCAGUGGCUUGGUUUAAAUAUUUCAAAAUAUUGGGUAUGUUGUGGAGAGUUUCGGCUGCAGACAGCAGCUAGCUGCCCAUCGCUAGACUGGUAAGAAUAAUUCAAUGCAAUAACGUUAACGUUACUUGAGUUUACGGAGAUAGACACACAACAAUAUACGCAUCAGCUCCGCCACAGAUUGCAAGUAAACGCCAAAUCGUUUGCGGAUCUGUGCACAAACCGAUCUUAAGGUUAGAAGACUUUGUUGCAUUUCGUAAAGUGAGGGCUUUGAGUUUUAUUAAAUCAAGGGUCAAACCCUCGAGAGUUACUUGCAAGGAUGACUGACACUCGUAGACGAGUAAAGGUGUAUACUCUGAAUGAGGACCGCCAGUGGGAUGAUCGGGGCACGGGACAUGUGUCGUCUGCCUACGUGGAGAGGCUGAAAGGCACCUCUCUCUUGGUGCGCGCCGAAAGUGAUGGUUCAUUGCUGCUGGAGUCAAAGAUCAACCCUAAUACCGCCUAUCAAAAACAGCAGGAUACAUUAAUAGUAUGGUCUGAGGCUGAAAAUUACGACCUGGCCCUCAGCUUCCAGGAAAAGGCUGGUUGUGAUGAGAUUUGGGAGAAAAUAUGCCAGGUCCAGGGAAAGGAUCCCUCAGUAGACAUCACCCAGGAGCUCAUAGAUGAAUCUGAAGAAGAGCGCUUCGAUGAUAUGUCAUCUCCUGGUCUUGAACUCCCACCCUGUGAGCUUUCCCGGCUGGAGGAAGUGGCUGAGCUGGUGGCCUCGUCCUUACCUUCUCCAUUACGGCGGGAAAAACUCGCCCUGGCGCUGGAAAACGAGGGCUACAUCCGCAAGCUGCUAGAGCUUUUCCGUGUAUGUGAGGACCUGGAAAACAGAGAAGGCCUGCAUCACCUCUACGACAUAAUCAAGGGCAUUUUCCUCCUUAAUCGCACGGCGCUUUUCGAAGUCAUGUUCUCUGAAGAAUGCAUCAUGGAUGUGAUCGGGUGUUUGGAGUUCGACCCGUCGCUGCCCCAACCACGCAGACAUCGAGAGUUCCUGACCACAACGGCACGCUUCAAAGAGGUCAUUCCCAUUUCAGAUCCAGAGUUGCGACAGAAGAUUCACCAGACGUAUCGAGUGCAGUACAUUCAGGACAUGGUGCUACCCACCCCCUCUGUGUUUGAGGAGAACAUGCUCUCUACCCUGCACUCCUUCAUCUUCUUCAACAAAGUGGAGAUUGUCGGCAUGUUGCAGGAUGAUGAGAAAUUUUUGACUGAGCUCUUUGCGCAGUUAACCGAUGAAGCCACAGAUGACGACAAACGACACGAACUGGUAAAUUUCCUGAAGGAGUUUUGUGCAUUCUCCCAAACAUUACAACCACAGAACAGGGAUGCAUUCUUCAAAACGCUGUCCAACAUGGGAAUCCUGCCAGCGCUGGAAGUUAUUCUUGGCAUGGACGAUGUACAGGUGCGUGGAGCAGCCACUGAUAUCUUUUCUUACCUGGUGGAGUACAACCCCUCUAUGGUGCGAGAGUUUGUUAUGCAGGAGUCUCAACAGAAUGAUGAUGACAUUCUGUUGAUAAAUCUGAUCAUUGAGCAUAUGAUCUGUGACACGGACCCAGAGUUGGGUGGAGCCGUACAGCUAAUGGGGUUGCUCAGGACACUAGUGGACCCGGAAAACAUGCUUGCGACUGCUAAUAAAACCGAGAAGACCGAGUUCUUGAGUUUCUUUUACAAGCAUUGCAUGCACGUGCUUUCUGCUCCGCUUCUUGCCAACACCACAGAGGACAAACCCAGCAAAGAUGAUUUCCAGACGUGUCAGCUGCUUGCUCUGAUCGUCGAGCUCCUCACCUUCUGCGUGGAACAUCACACGUAUCACAUAAAGAACUACAUCAUUAACAAAGACAUCCUGCGCAGAGUCCUGGUGCUCACCGCAUCUCAACACGCUUUCCUAGCUUUAUGUGCUUUGCGUUUCAUGAGGAAAAUCAUUGGUCUAAAGGAUGAGUUUUAUAACAGAUACAUUAUGAGGAACUUCCUGUUUGAGCCAGUGGUCAAAGCUUUCCUAAACAAUGGAUCAAGAUACAACCUCAUCAACUCAGCCAUCAUAGAGAUGUUCGAGUAUGUCAGAGUGGAGGACGUGAAAUCUCUGACAGCUCAUAUCAUAGAGAACUACUGGAAGGCCCUGGAGGACGUAGACUAUGUUCAGACAUUUAAGGGACUAAAGCUUCGAUAUGAACAGCAGAGAGAAAGGCAGGACAACCCUAAACUUGACAGCAUGCGGUCAAUUCUGAGAAAUCACCGUUUUCGUCGGGACGCACGCACACUUGAAGAUGAGGAGGAGAUGUGGUUUAACACGGAUGAGGAGGACUUGGAGGACGGUGAAGCUGUGGUGCCACCCUCGGAUAAGAUGAAAAGCGAUGAGGACCUGAUGGAUCCCAUCAGCAAAUUCAUGGAGAGAAAGAAAUUGAAAGAGUCGGAAGAGAAGGAAGUGUUGACAGGGAAGGCAAGCCUCUCAGGACGCCAGAGCCCCAGUUUUAAACUCUCCUUCUCUAGCUCCCCUAAACCCAGUCUGUCGUCUCCCCCAACCGCAUCCCUCCACCCCGGUUCACCUGGUUCUCCAAGCUCGCCCGGGACAGGAGCCCGGAGCUCUCCCCCUACGGCAGCUGUCACCACUAAGGGAGGUCUGGUGGGUUUGGUGGAUUAUCCUGAUGAUGACGAAGAGGACGAGGAUGAGGAAGAUGCAGACAGUAAAGAAGAAAGUCCUCCUCUGUCCAAGAAAUCCAAGCUGAGCUCCUAAAGCACUCCCUCUUCAGUCAGCAAAGCAACGCUCGACGGGAGCUUUGUCCAGAGACUAUUGCAGCGCUCAGCCUAGAACUCAAAACUGAAACAAAAUGAAUGAAUACACAAACGAAUGGAUAAAUGAACGAAUGCAGCCCCCCGCAGGAGUCCAUGGGGCGCUAUGUGAGGAACAGAGGAAGGGAGAGCGAGAGAGAGAAGAUUCGGCCACAGAGCGAAAAGGUGAAUGUCUCCACGCGGAGUUUGUCCAAGUGCCAAUCUGAGAGCGAGAGAGAGAGCGAAAAAGGACUCGCGAAACGGAUGGAGAGAGCGAAGAUGAAACUGUGGUUUGGACAAAAGGAUUUAACAAAAAUGAAUUUCAACUAAGCUAAAUGAACUGGGGGGUGAAAAAGACCUCGCGCACUCAGACUCUCAAAGCUGUUGCCCCACAGAGCGUCCCAGGCUUGGACCAGGACACACUGCCCCCCUCUCAGGGAAGGACCUCACAUGACCCAAUUGGGCCAGCCAAUCCACACCCACCACUCACCUUUGCUGACUCCAUCUCCAUUUCUUUCUCUCCUUCCUCUAGCCCCUUUUCUCUUGCCUUUUUUUCUUGAUCUUUUUUCCUUUUUUGAGUUUCUAGGGCCAGGCGGGACACUAGGGAGCAAAGAGAGGUCUGUGUCGUCAUUGUUUAUGAUGUCACCGUUGUUCUUGUGGCUCAGCGGAAGUUCUUCCUCUUUCAAAGCCAGCAGUUUCCCCCUUUUCUGAUUCAGUUCUUCUCUCCUCUCAUUUUUUUAAACGACACAAGAGACCUGCCUUUAAUGUUCAGGAUGUUUUCAGCCGCACUUGAACAGGUUUUUAAAACCUCAGUGGGGAGAUAAUUUUACCCUUUUUUGCCCUUCAAAACUGCAGAUUUUUUUGGAAAAUUUGUAAGCCCGUCUUGAUUAAAGAUUGAGUGGAACUCUAGAUGUGAUCGGUUUUUGUCAUAUCUUCAUUUUUUUCUUUUACAUGAGUGUACUCUUAGUUGUUCGGUAUAUUUGGGACCAUUAAAAGAUCUUUGCUGUAGUAGAUCGCUCACGGUUGUGCUGGUUCCCUGUAUCAUGUCAACUGUGCUGAUAUUUUGUCUUUUGGGAUUUCGUCACUGAAAUAUUUUGAUCCUCCUGUCUGCUUAGUCUGAAUACAUCAGUGGAGAAUCUUGCCUCUACUUGACAGAGUCUUGCUAAACAACCUGCACACAAUUAAAGAUAAGUUUUUAUUUUCUGAA